CGCAAAGCCAAAGCGCGCGUAAGACAUUUUUGUUACGGGACAUGUUUUUAGGCACACUUCGGUCGUGCAGGUAUAGCUGUUUUUCCUGAUGGCGGGCUACAGAAGGGCUGAUAGAUUGUCCUCUCGCAUAGAGGCUGAGGCAUUUCUGUGUUUAGAGACUGAAUUAUUGUGAUGAAUAGCAGGCAGGGGAUAUGCGUGUACCAGCCUACAGCGGCGUUACUGACAAAAUCCAGUGCAACGGCGGAACUCAAUUCGAGACCCUCACGUCCUCGAAGAUGUCCUGAAUCUGAUAGAUGAUAGCAACGGUUCGAUUGUCGGAUAAGUUUGAAUAAUGCGCCUUCAAGUUUUUUUUCUUUAUGUUUUUUAAGGGGUUACUGCGGGGAAGACUGGAGCCAUCUAAUGUUAAAUUGAUGCUGUAGGCAUCAAUAGCCAACGUUCUGGGUGAUCUGUUAGGCUUUAUGAAUGGGGAAAAUCUCUUCGGAGUCAUUCGGUGUUUGUUUUUUAUCCGAACGAUAGUUUCGCAGACUAGCCGAGUCUACUCCGCAAGAAUGAGACUGAAGUGCAACUGGCCCGUAGAAUACAGGGCUGAGUUUUGCGCCAUUAAUUACCAUUCAAGUUGUCCAAAAUGCCAUGUUGACAUUGUGUAAAGAUAUGGAUGAGUCGGCGUCACUCGAUGUCGAGACACUGAAGAUUACCCAGGAGCAGUACAUACUGGAUGCCCGGGCAGGGCACCAUCAGAGGCCUAGCUGUGACCCUGUCUACCCCGUGGGACUCUAUGGCUGGAGGAAGAGAUGCCUCUACUUCUUCCUUCUGCUGUUGCUGACUGUAAUGAUCGUCAACAUGGCCUUGACUGUGUGGAUAAUAAAGGUCAUGAGGUUCACUGUGGAUGGAAUGGGGAACCUCCGGAUGAACCAGGAAUCGAUACACCUGGAGGGAAUAUCGGAAUUCCUUUUUCCCUUCUAUGUAAAGGAGAUCCAGUCAAGGAGGGACAGCCCAUUGGUUUUGCGGUCGAACAGAAACGUGACCGUGAACGCUCGAAACAUCCAAGGCCACCUCACUGGGCAGCUGACAGUGGGCCCCGAUGCCCUGGAGGCCCAGUGUCAGAGGUUCCAGGUGAGGAGUAUGGAUGGAGAGAAGGUGCUGUUCUCUGUCGACGAAGAGGAGAUCUCCAUUGGAACAGAUCACCUCAGAGUUACAGGGCCAGAGGGAGCGGUCUUUGGACGCUCUGUGGAAACGCCACUCAUCCAGGCAGAUGGCUCCCAGGAUCUGAAGCUCGAGUCGCCGACAAGGACGGUGACCAUGGAGGCUCCCCGGGGGGUAGAGAUCAGCGCCGCCAAGGGGAAACUGAAAGCCACGUGUCGGAAAGACCUGGAACUGCGGUCGACGGAGGGAGAGAUUGUUCUAGAUGCAAACACAAUCCGACUGGGGAGGCUUCUUCCGCUCGGCGUCUACUCCCCGGACCCGGCGCCUCGGAGACACACCGUGUACGAGCUGUGCGUCUGUCCCAACGGCAGGCUGUAUCUCUCCCCUGCCGAGAGCAGCUCCACCUGCCACUCGAUGAGCCACGUCUGCCUCUGGAGCUGAUCUGAGGACAGAUCCCGACAGACUCUUACACCGCUCAAGGCCUUGGCUGUGAUGCCCACCACUGUUCUCCGGCGUCAGUGGUGGCGACGUGGAGGUGACCAAGGGGCUGUCUAGAAACCGCUGCUACAGUAGCGCCUAGCUCAGACCUGACAGCGUUAUAUCCUGGGUCAAUCUGGCUGAAAUCUUGUGCAGUGGUGUUUGCAGCAGCCCGUGGCGAAUAUAUUUGGUUAGCAUAUCUUAGCUGGCGAAGACUUAGACUCUCCGCGACACCUCUUGUGCCCCUCUAUUCCAGGGGUACACUUCCAGACGAGUGCCUAGGAUGAGGGGUUUGUUUUGGGACCAUGUUACAAAACAGCUGAGCUCAGAGAACUUGUUGGAAGCACAAAUUCCGACAUGUAUUUUUCCAAGCCAAGAACUUGUUUAUAAUACCCUGAACAAUAAUAUAAACACUGGUUCAUUUAAAUGCAUCAACAGUGAUUUAUUCAUUAUGCCCUUAUCUGUGGAUUGGACGGAAGCAUUCGUCCACUGAAAUUGGUUACGAUGCCAAACUGAGGUCACGUCAAGACCCCGGUGGGGGCGACAAGCAUGCAGAUGAGUUUCCUCGAGACAGUUUCUGACUUGUUCAAACCAGUUUGAUCAGCUUGUCUUGGGUGGGCCUGUCUCAGACGGUCCUGGCGGUAAAGACGCCAAACGUGGAGGUUCUGGGCUGGCGUGGUUACUGCGGUUUUCAGUGCGGUUCGGACGUACUGCCGAAUUCUCUUUUAUGUUUUACGGUGUGAAGGUUAACGGUGAGUUCUCUGCUGGUCAUUCCUGCAGCAUUGAGAUUUCAAGCUCCCUCAAAACCUUAAGGCAUCUGUGUCGUUGUGUUGUGCAGCGAAACAACUCAUUUCUUGAGUGGCCUUUUGUUGUCCCCAACACUAGGGGGCAAGGUGCACCUAUGUAAUCAUCUCGCUGUUUAGUCAGCCCACUGAGGGAUGUCAAACGAUGUGAGGAAAAAUAAGCAUUUUGUGCGAAUAGAAAAUAUAUUUAAUUUCUCUUCAUGAAACAUGGGACCAAGACCUCACAUGUUGUGUUUGUGUUUUUUGUUCGGUGUUCAUUGCUUGAUGGGAACUCUGGGGAUUCCCCAUGUGUUGUACGUCCAAUCAUUGCAAAUUAUACGUUUUUAUAUUCUGUGAAAUGUAAACUAAAACUGGUUUAAUGAAGACGUUUGUAAUGGGAAGUAUUUAGAUUGGACACCCCCCCCCCCCCCAAUUUUUUUUUAAUAGAUUAUGCAUUUUCUGACCCACACGUGCAUUUACACAAAGGUCUAUAAUCAUAGUAAUAUAAUGAAUGCUCCAAGGGCUGGUUUCCCUGACGCCAACCCAGUAAUUGACAGGAUCAAGCCAGUCCAACGCUCCUCUGUUCUGCUGACGAAGGCAAAUAGCAUGGGGGUGUUGGUACCUGGAGUCAAAAUGCUUUAAUAGAUGGGCUAGCUGAAACAAAAGGAUGGUUAUUGACGUCUGGGUUAUGAACCAAGGAUGUUCCUACUUCCUCCCUGUCUGCCGAGACGGGAAACGCCCAUCUCUAGUUCAGACAGCCAAUGCCUAGUUGGCAUGUCUUACUCUCGUUAUUACAUCCUUGUUCUCCACUAGCUGUCACUCUGUGGUCUUAUCUGACCUGGUGUGUAAGGAAUGUGUUGGGUGAUAAUCUGUCAUUCUAAGUGAUGUGAAAUUGUGCUACAACAAGUAAUAUUUAACAUUUUCUAACCAGAUGCAUUAUUUUAUAAUGAUCAACAUUGUCCUGGAUCUACAUAAUAGACCAAGCCAGUAAGGUCCAGCAAUAAAACACAUUUCUAAAUAACCACCACCCACCAAAUAAAAUAUGUUGAAUUUCAUUUGCAGCCACGUGAAAACAACACACUGCCAAACUAAAUCUUGUUAAAGGGUUAACGCAAAAUGUGUAAUCACGCAGUGAUUUGCACUCAAAAUGGGAUCGUCGACCUUCGCAGGAUUAGUUCCUAUGGAAACACGGCCUUUGCCGCCCCUUGCUGGUUGACUUGCCGCAGUUAAGCAUGAAUAGUAGUGGUUGAUUUGUAUUACCAUUAUAGCUGAAAGUAAGUACUUGACGUAACUACAACAUGCUAAGUGGUUGUAGCUAAUCCCUGUGCCAUUCACUCCAAUACCAUAUAGCAAAAGAACUGACAUUCUGCAGCCGAGGCGUUGCUAGGAUCACAGUACAUUCGGGGCUUCGCCCGCCCCCCCCCUAUUCAUAAAAGAACAGGCCCCGGUGAACUUGGCACCAGACUGGCACGCUUUCAACUUAAGUACCAAGCGUGAAGCAAAUAGUUAAGAUGGGUAUUUUCUUUAACACCGUCAAGACAUGUUUACAUCACAAUA
This is a messenger RNA of Esox lucius (northern pike), 3959 nucleotides long. RefSeq names its product zeta-sarcoglycan. Lineage: Eukaryota; Metazoa; Chordata; Actinopteri; Esociformes; Esocidae. Gene Ontology annotation, biological process: heart contraction; cardiac muscle tissue development. Gene Ontology annotation, cellular component: sarcoglycan complex; sarcolemma. The record is from RefSeq and is a predicted model, not a curated record. The transcript has 8 exons. Bases 631 to 1584 code for a protein of 317 amino acids.